Molecule: messenger RNA, 2186 nt
Organism: Zea mays
Lineage: Eukaryota; Viridiplantae; Streptophyta; Magnoliopsida; Poales; Poaceae
Product: ruBisCO large subunit-binding protein subunit alpha, chloroplastic
Exons: 8
Coding region: 209-1927 (572 amino acids)
Biological process (GO): protein refolding
Molecular function (GO): ATP binding; ATP-dependent protein folding chaperone
Source: RefSeq, a predicted model, not a curated record
CAACCAGAAAACAUGCUGAACGUUCUGGAAAUCCCUUACCCCUUCUCUCUCCAAAACCCUCCCUCGCUCUUAAUGCAGUCCGGUGUAUAAAACCGCGCAACCUCAUCUCUAAAACCCGCUCUUGUCUUCAGAAGUUUCAGAUCCUCGCAUCGUCCGCACCUUAUCCUCUAGACUUUACAGUACCUGCUCUCAGCUCCUCCCUAUCUCAAUGGCAUCCGCGAAUGCCAUCUCCACCGCCUCCCUCCUCCGGCCCCUCUCUCAGGGCAGGGCGACGAGGUCACAGCGGUUCGUGGUGCGUGCGAACGCCAAAGACAUUGCCUUUGACCAGAAAUCCAGGGCAGCGCUGCAGGCCGGCGUCGAGAAGCUCGCAAACGCCGUCGGUGUCACCCUCGGGCCACGAGGGAGGAAUGUGGUGCUCGAUGAGUACGGAAACCCUAAAGUUGUGAAUGAUGGAGUCACUAUUGCCCGUGCUAUUGAGCUGUAUGAUCCAAUGGAAAAUGCUGGUGCAGCAUUGAUUCGUGAGGUUGCUAGCAAGACCAAUGAUUCAGCUGGUGAUGGGACUACAACUGCGUCCGUCCUUGCUCGUGAAAUCAUCAAGCUAGGCCUUCUGAGUGUAACAUCUGGUGCAAAUCCUGUAUCACUAAAGAAAGGAAUAGACAAAACUGUGCAGGGCCUAAUUCAGGAGCUUGAGAAUAAGUCUAGACCAGUCAAGGGUGGUGGUGAUAUCAAAGCUGUUGCAUCUAUCUCUGCUGGCAAUGAUGAAUUUAUCGGAUCCAUGAUUGCUGAAGCAAUUGACAAAGUGGGGCCUGAUGGUGUUCUAUCAAUUGAAUCCUCCUCAUCUUUUGAGACCACUGUUGAAGUUGAAGAAGGAAUGGAGAUUGACCGAGGUUAUAUUUCCCCACAAUUUGUGACAAACCUCGAGAAAUCAAUUGUGGAGUUUGAGAAUGCUAAGGUUCUUAUUACUGAUCAGAAGAUCACAAGCAUAAAGGAAAUUCUUCCAAUUUUGGAGAAGACCACACAGCUGAGAGCCCCUCUGUUCAUUAUUGCUGAGGACAUUACUGGUGAAGCUUUGGCAACUCUUGUUGUUAACAAGCUUCGAGGAAUUCUCAAUGUUGCAGCGAUUAAGGCUCCAAGUUUUGGUGAGCGGCGGAAGGCUGUACUUCAGGACAUUGCCAUCGUCACAGGUGCUGAGUUCCUAGCAAAAGAUCUUGGUUUGUUGGUUGAAAAUGCUACAGAGGAACAACUUGGCACAGCAAGGAAAGUCACGAUACAUCAGACUACAACAACCCUCAUAGCAGAUGCAGCCAGUAAAGAUGAGAUCCAGGCGAGGAUUGCACAACUGAAGAAGGAGCUUGCUGAGACUGAUUCAGUUUAUGAUACUGAGAAAUUGGCCGAGAGAAUUGCUAAGCUUGCCGGUGGUGUUGCUGUUAUCAAGGUUGGAGCUGCAACUGAGACUGAGCUUGAGGACCGGCAGCUAAGAAUUGAGGAUGCAAAAAAUGCCACUUUUGCAGCUAUAGAGGAGGGCAUUGUUCCAGGAGGUGGUGCGGCAUAUGUGCACCUAUCUACGGUUGUCCCUAAGAUCAAAGAAGCAAUUGAGGACCCUGAUGAGCGGCUUGGCGCUGAUAUUAUUCAAAAGGCAUUGGUAGCACCUGCUUCAUUGAUUGCACACAAUGCUGGAGUAGAGGGUGAAGUGGUUGUCGAGAAGAUCAAGGAGAGCGAUUGGGAGGUGGGCUACAAUGCAAUGACUGACAAGUACGAGAACCUGAUGGAGGCUGGUGUGAUCGACCCUGCCAAGGUGACCAGGUGUGCGCUCCAGAAUGCGGCCUCAGUAGCUGGAAUGGUCCUAACCACGCAGGCCAUUGUUGUUGAGAAGCCAAAGCCGAAGCCUCAAGUGGCAGAGCCACCGGAGGGAGCCCUUACCGUUUAAAACUUAACGUUCUUGAGGCUGCUGUCCAGACGGUUCAGAUCUGUUGAGAGGGUAGAACUUUGGUUUGAGAAUUUUGGUUCAGAUCCACUGGGAGUUGUAGAGUAGGAUUGCUAUUUUGCAGACGAAGAGUAAUUUUACUCUGGUCUGAACUUAUCCGAAUUGAAGACAUUUGCAUCACCAUUUUUUAAAAAUAAGCUCAUGGCGAUGCUGGAUUGUACGAGCAAGUACAGUAUGUUUUUAGCCUCUCAAUUUUUGCGUC